Molecule: messenger RNA, 1748 nt
Organism: Zalophus californianus (California sea lion)
Lineage: Eukaryota; Metazoa; Chordata; Mammalia; Carnivora; Otariidae
Gene: REEP4
Product: receptor accessory protein 4
Exons: 8
Coding region: 505-1281 (258 amino acids)
Biological process (GO): endoplasmic reticulum tubular network organization
Cellular component (GO): cytoplasmic microtubule; endoplasmic reticulum tubular network; endoplasmic reticulum membrane
Molecular function (GO): microtubule binding
Source: RefSeq, a predicted model, not a curated record
GGCGACCAGGGGUUGGGCAGAGCCUAGUUCCGUGCAACUUUCAAGUGAGUUGCAAACUCCGCCCCGAAGCCGGUACUGGUGGCUGGGCACCCUGAGACCGCGGGGACCCUAACGAGCGAAGGCCGUGACCGCCACCCGCGGCCCGGGACCCGCAGCAGCGCCACGGCGAGAGCCGGACACCUGGUUCCCCGCAGCAGGAAGUGCGGGGCUGAGCCGUAACUGCCCCAGGAGCGCGGCUGGGCGGAAGAACGCGGCUCCCGCCCUUACCGGCUCCCAAGUCGGUUCCUCCGAGCCCCGGCCUCCUCGCCUCAGCCCACGGGUCUCCCCGCUCUUCAGGCUCUGUGCACUGCGGAGUUAGGGGGCGGCGGGCUCCGCCUCUGCCAAGGGGCAGCCCGAGCGCCCCUCUCGUUCCCGCACUUCCACUGAUUACCCCGUCCCAGCCCCGCGUGAGCGUCCCCUGGUCAUCUUUUUGUGGGGGUUCCCCCUUCGUCCCGAGGCUGCAGGAUGGUGUCCUGGAUGAUCUGUCGCCUGGUGGUGUUGGUGUUUGGGAUGCUGUACCCAGCUUAUGCUUCCUACAAGGCUGUGAAGACCAAGAACAUUCGUGAAUAUGUCCGGUGGAUGAUGUACUGGAUAGUCUUUGCACUGUUCAUGGCCGUGGAGACCUUCACAGACAUCUUUAUUUCCUGGUUCCCUUUCUACUACGAGAUCAAAAUGGCCUUUGUGCUGUGGUUGCUAUCACCUUACACCAAAGGGGCCAGCCUGCUUUACCGCAAGUUUGUCCACCCAUCCUUGUCCCGUCAUGAGAAGGAGAUUGACACCUGCCUCAUGCAGGCCAAGGAGCGCAGCUAUGAGACGGUGCUCAGCUUUGGGAAACGGGGCCUCAACAUUGCUGCUUCAGCCGCUGUGCAGGCUGCCACCAAGAGUCAGGGUGCACUGGCCGGAAGGCUGCGAAGCUUCUCCAUGCAGGACCUGCGCUCCAUCCCUGAUGCCCCUGCCCCCGCCUACCGGGAUCCCCUCUACCUGGAGGACCAAGUACCUCGCCGCAGGCCACCCAUCGGGUACCGGGCAGGGGGCCUGCAGGACAGCGACACCGACGAUGAGUGUUGGUCAGACACAGAGGCAGUUCCCCAGCCACCCAGCCGGCCCCGAGAGAAGCCUCUCAGCCGCAGCCAGAGCCUGCGUGUGAUCAAGAGGAAGCCGCCGGUGCGGGAGGGCACCACCUCGCGCUCCCUGAAGGUUCGGACAAGGAAAAAGACCAUUUCUUCAGACAUGAACAGCUAGGGUCUGCAGAGCCUGGUCUAAUCUUACCUCUUGCCUUAUGGGGCGCUGGGGGCUGUUUGGAGGGUACCUCUGGCUGCACGUCUGACCUGUCUACGCCAGCUGCUCAGGCUCUGUCCUCCUGGCUCCUGGUGUCGUCAAGGGCCAGGUGCUGCCGGGGCCAUGCACAGGGCUAUACCUGCAAUGUACCAAAGCAGGCUGGGCCCAGGGUUCUAUUUAUUGUCUUUCUCAUCCUUCUACCCCCCCCCCCCCCGGGUGUGUGGGACCAGAGUCCUUCCCAAACCUCUGCAGGUGAAACCAAAAGUCCACCCAGCUGUGUUCAUUCCUUCCUGUCCUUCAGAGUACUUGACAGCCUCCUCCAAGGCCUGUGUGUGUGUGUUGGUGUGGGUGGGUGUGGGUGUGUGUCCUGGCUGUAUGUUUUGUGUUGGUGAAUGAGGUCAGGUUUAUGCACGUUUUGGUAAAUAAACACA